AUGGCGAUCCCCUACCGGAUCACCGGCGGCCACAGCAGGCGAAGCCCGCUGCCGCUGACCACCGCGAGGGCGCUCCUCGCCGCCGUCGUCACCGGGGCGGUCCUCUCCAUCAUCUGCGUCCUCUCGCUCACCGACUCGCUCUCCUACAUGGGGUUCCAGCCCAGGAGCCUCCUCGACAAGAGGGACAGCAGCCGCAAGUACCUCUACUGGGGCGCCCGCGUCGACUGCCCCGGCAAGCACUGCGCCUCCUGCGCCGGCCUGGGACACCAGGAGUCCAGCCUCCGCUGCGCCCUCGAGGAAGCCCUCUUCCUCGACAGAAUAUUUGUCAUGCCGUCAAGGAUGUGCCUUAGUUCAGUGCACAAUACAAAAGGGGCACUUGAUUCAAGCAAUGCUACUUCGGACCAAAGAUGGGGAACCAGUUCUUCUGCAAUGGAAUCGUUAUAUGAUAUCGACCUCAUAUCGAAAAAUGUACCUGUCAUUUUGGACAAUCCCAAGUCAUGGUAUGGGAUAGUAUCGAGAAGUACGAAGCUAGGAGAGGGGGAUGUGGCGCAUGUGCAAGGGGUUAGCAGAGAUGAACUCAGAGACAAUCCACUUUACUCAGAUGCUCUCCUUAUAAACCGUACCGCAAGUCCUCUUGCUUGGUUUAUGGAGUGUAAGGACCGGACCAGGCGUAGCUCUGUGAUGUUGCCGUACACUUUUCUGCCAACUAUGCCAGCAAGAAAACUGAGGGAUGCAGCAAAUGAGAUGAAAGAGAUACUAGGUGAUUAUGAUGCUAUUCAUGUAAGACGGGGUGACCUACUGAAGAAUAGGAAGGAUAGAUUUGGUGUUGAGAGGAGCCUCCAUCCUCAUCUGGACAGAGAUACCCGUCCUGAGUUCAUCAAGAAAAGGAUCGCAAGGUGGAUUCCUAAAGGUCGUACUGUUUUCAUUGCUUCAAAUGAAAGGACACCUGGCUUCUUCGCACCUCUAUCAGACAGGUACAAGUUAGCAUACUCAUCUAACUUCAGUAGCAUACUGAAGCCAAUAAUCGAGAACAACUACCAGCUAUUCAUGGUGGAAAGGUUAAUCAUGCAAGGAGCAAGGACAUUUGUGAAGACAAUGAAAGAAUUUGAUAAUGAUCUUGCCCUCUGCGACGAUCCCAAAAAGAACACCAAAGUCUGGGAAGAACCAGUUUACACAAGCUGA
Lolium rigidum is the source of this 1182-nucleotide messenger RNA. RefSeq lists its product as uncharacterized. The record is from RefSeq and is a predicted model, not a curated record. Gene Ontology annotation, cellular component: Golgi apparatus. The transcript is spliced from 6 exons. Bases 1 to 1182 code for a protein of 393 amino acids. Lineage: Eukaryota; Viridiplantae; Streptophyta; Magnoliopsida; Poales; Poaceae.